GGCUCUUUUUUUGUAUUUUUAGUAGAGACGGGGUUUCACUGUGUUAGCCAGGAUGGUCUUGAUCUCCUGACCGCGUGAUCCACCCGCCUCGGCCUCCCAAAGUGCUGGGAUUACAGGCGUGAGCCACCGUGCCUGGCCUGUGUGGGGUCUUAAGUCCAUUCGUCUUCUUGGCUGCUUCCCACUGACCAGGCCCAUGGCCUCCCUGAAGUGUGAGGUCUGUGUGGAGUGGGGCAGACCAUGAUGAGGUGGGUAGAACUGUGGCCCCUGCAUUCAGGAUUCAGGACUUUUUGUACUUGCCACUAUGAUUUAUUUCGCCCAUGAGUUUUCUGGCAGCCUCCCUGACUCACUGUAGGGUCCCAGUCCCCUGAAGGUGUGGUCACAGGUGCAAGUGAGCGCCAUUUCUCUCAAAACCUGUGCUGGGAAAGUCAGUCUGUGGGGGUCUUAGUUUUAGGACCUUGCUUUUUUUUUUUUUUUUAAUUGUUUUGGGACAGAGUCUCACUCUGUCACCCAGGCUGGAGUGCAGUUGUAUGAACACGGCUCAUUGCAGCCUCGACCUCCCAGGCUUGAAAUGAUCCCCCUGCCUCAGCCUUCUGAGGAGCUGGGACCACAGGCACAUGCCACUAUGCCUUGCUAAUUUUUUUAUAUUUUUGAAGAGACAGGGUCUCACUAUGUUGCCCAGGCUUGUCUUGAACUCCUGGGCUCAAACAGUCCUCCCACCUCAGCCUCCCAAAGUGCUGGGAUUGGAGGCAUGCACCACCGCUCCCAGCCAGUACCUUGCAUUUUUUUAAAAUUGUGGUGAGAUAUACAUAAUGUGAAAUUUAGCAGUUUUGUUUUGUUUGAGACAGGGUCGCAUGCUGUCACCUAGGCUGGAGUGAUCACAGCUCACUGUAGCCUCAAACUCUUGUGCUCAAGUGAUCCUCCCCCCUCGGCCUCCCGAGUAGCUGGGACCGCAGAUGUGGGCCACCACAUUCAGGUAUGACGCUGGGCGGGAUGGCUUCAUCGACCUGAUGGAGCUGAAGCUGAUGAUGGAGAAGCUGGGGGCCCCCCAGACCCACCUGGGCCUGAAGAGCAUGAUCAAGGAGGUGGAUGAGGACUUCGAUGGCAAGCUCAGCUUCCGGGAGUUCCUGCUCAUUUUCCACAAGGCCGCGGCAGGGGAGCUGCAGGAGGACAGUGGGCUGAUGGCGCUGGCAAAGCUUUCUGAGAUCGAUGUGGCCCUGGAGGGCGUCAAAGGUGCCAAGAACUUCUUUGAAGCCAAGGUCCAAGCCUUGUCAUCGGCCAGUAAGUUUGAAGCAGAGUUGAAAGCUGAGCAAGAUGAGCGGAAGCGGGAGGAGGAGGAGAGGCGGCUCCGCCAGGCAGCCUUCCAGAAACUCAAGGCUAACUUCAAUACAUAGUCCUGCUGACCUUGCCCUCUGCCCACAGCUGUGCCUCACAGAUGCCCCGAGAAGAGAUGACUAGGCAUCUUCAUCACUGCUGCCGGUCCCCUCCCUGAGCCAGCAUCUCCAUCCACCACCCCGUGCCAGCUCCCAUGCCAGCCUUCAUUCCUCCCAGUGUCCAAGCCCCUCCAGGAGGGUCCUGGGGUGGGCCAGAUGCCUGCCCACCUCUGUCUCCUGCCUCUGCUCCUCCGCCCUACUUAUAGCCAGAACUUGUAUCUUCUCAGCAACCUUCACUUUGUCCUUGUCCCUUUACCAUUCCCCAUCAAAGAGUAGUCUGCUAUAUCAAUUUGUGUAGAUACGUCUGUCUUUUUGGGUCCUCAGAGAAAAUGCCCAUUUUCUCGGAGAAUUCUCUGCACUCCUCUCUGCUUCCCAUUCAACUUCCCUGUUCUCAUCUUUGGUAGGAUUCUGCCAGUUGCUUUUGCAUCUUCUGUUCCUGGGUAAUGGUGGGUCUUAAUGGAGGCUGGGUGGACCACUGCCCGUCCACUCUUCAACAGGAGGAACAGCAUGCCACCGCGGUAACACACAUUAGAGAAAGGACAGAGGUCUACUCCUUCCUGCCACCUUUCUCCUGGCCCCUUAGCGCUCCCCCAGUCCCUCCCUCUUCACCUUGCUCUGUCUAUGUAUUCCCAGCUCAGCCUUUUUCCCACUCUUAAAUACUGUACUACUUCACUGUAAGAACGAAAGAAUAGUUAGGAUACCAAUGAGUAAAAGGGUUCCUGUUCACUCUGACUCUGUGCAAAUUGUAUUACAGUAGACCGCUGACAUUCCCAAGUGACAGAUCCAGGGCCUUUCAAACAUCCCCAAAGUCAUGGCCAUACUCACCAUUAGCCAGUUUCUAACAUCUGUUUCAGGGUAUCCAGCUGUAGAUGUUCUUACCCCCCAUACUUGUGAGUUCUUGGGGUUGCUCACAAAUACUAGGGGUUUUUGUUGUAUUUUUAACAAAUAUAUCCUAAUGUCAUAUUUAUUCUCUUUUGUAACUGCUGUCUUUACAAUAAAGAAAUCAUCUGCCUUUCUA
This is a messenger RNA of Pan troglodytes (chimpanzee), 2448 nucleotides long. It is a transcript of the gene EFHD1, whose product is annotated as EF-hand domain family member D1. The record is from RefSeq and is a predicted model, not a curated record. Gene Ontology annotation, cellular component: mitochondrial inner membrane. Bases 954 to 1391 code for a protein of 145 amino acids. Lineage: Eukaryota; Metazoa; Chordata; Mammalia; Primates; Hominidae. The transcript is spliced from 4 exons. Gene Ontology annotation, molecular function: calcium ion sensor activity; calcium ion binding.